This is a messenger RNA of Acanthopagrus latus (yellowfin seabream), 1843 nucleotides long. Its product is annotated as transmembrane protein 69-like. The coding region runs from base 151 to 966 and encodes 271 amino acids. NCBI's taxonomy places the organism in Eukaryota, Metazoa, Chordata, Actinopteri, Spariformes, Sparidae. The transcript is spliced from 3 exons. The record is from RefSeq and is a predicted model, not a curated record.
UAUUGAGCCGUCCUGCUUUGUGGUGGAACGAUAGUGUAAAGGACACGGAAGGAUUUCACCGCGUACCAACUUGUUUCCCACCUCCUUGUGCUGGGUGACCCGGGGAUAAACAUUACUUAUAGAGUAUGAGGAUUACAACCUGAAACAGAGAUGCUCUCUGUCAUAUUUAAGAGAAGCACCUUUGCAGCCCGGAAGGUGUGGCUCUGGGCUGGUCCUCCACACAGAUGCUGGACAUCAGAUCUGAUCGGAGCCUCUUAUGGUGGCUCCGUCUCACUGCAGACCUGCUGUGCAUCAACAGCAAGGCUGCCGUUUUCACAAGGGGACAAUGGACGAGUAAAACCUUCACCAGGACUCCAUUUCAGGAGGACUGAGACGCAUGCAUCUCCAUUCUUUGUGAGGAACCAACACUUCCACUCUUCUGCUGUGAGGCUGAAGAAGCGACUGCAGUCCGAACCUCCUCCCAGAGAGCUGGAUCUGCUGCGCUAUGACAUGAGGGACUUGUGGAAAGGUCCCAAACCUGCCCUGUACCUGGGGUUUGCAGGGCUGAUCCCUUUCGUCACCCCAACUCUGUUCAUGGCCGUGUCUGAGAUCUACUGUCCAGAGCUGGCCUAUGCUCAGUUAGCCUACAGCGCCUCCAUUCUCUCCUUCCUGGGUGGAGCUCGCUGGGGAUUUGCACUUCCUGAGAGCAGCCCGGCCAGACCUGACUGGAUAAAUCUGACCAACAGCGUGGUCCCUUCCCUGUUAGCCUGGGUGACUAUGCUGAUGAGCGACAGCAUUGUUCCUGCAGCCACCAUGAUAAUCAUGGGACUUGGGAUAUCACUGCAUUACGAUCUGUCUCUGCUGCCCACUUACCCCAGCUGGUUCAAAGCUCUGCGUGCCAUCCUGACCACUGUGGCACUUUUUUCUCUUCUUGGUACUCUGAUAAUCAAUGAAAUGUACCCAGAAAAGAAAAUAUUCAUGGAUUAAAUAUUUUAAAAAGUAUUUCAAACUAUAAAGCCAACAUGUUUUUUUUAUUUAAAUGAGUGGAAGUUGUGCAUUUCCAACAAAAACUGGCCUCUCUAAUAGAGUUAACAUUUAAUGUGCUCUCAGCAGGACAUACUGCCCGUUUCCUCUGUAAUAUUCCCCUCCCUCAUCAGGCCCUUACUUUAAAGACCCUGUUUAGAGGUUUUAUGUCACGAACCAUCUUUCAAAUUAGCCGAUUAAAUAUGUUUAUUUCAGUGAUAUGUUUUUGUUUUUUACACCACAAAUAGGAAUCAGCAAAAUCAAAGCUAUUCAGUCAUCUCACAUCAAAGGAACUGAGCAAAAUUUAUAUUAUGUCACAUUUCAUAGCCAGAGGUAUUUACUUUGUCAUUAAAAAUGUAAAGAGAAGUAUAGACAUAGAAACUAGUUUGAUGUCCAAUCGUUAUGCAGUUUCUUAAGCCAGAAUGACAAGAAUUUGGUUGUUCGCAUGCUUCAAUGUAAAAGUCUGAUCUAAAUUGUCCUGUAUCUAUGACUUGAGAACUAGUGGGGAAAAAAAGUUUUGUCAGGAUAAUUUCCUAAAGUUCUUCCAUUUUUUUCCUUUUCCAUUUGUGAAAACAUGACAUUUGUUUUCUGUUUUUUUUUUUUCCUCAGGAGAACGAUUUUGUGGAACUUUUUUUUGUUUUUUAAAGAGUGAAAAUAACAAAUCCACUUGUUUCACAUAUCUCCACAAUUUCAGAUGAAAAAAAAUAAAUAAAUAAGGAACUUGGAAAGCACCAAGCCUGUCUUUGUUCUGAAGUCAUGAACAUAGGAGAGAAAACAGUUUAGAUCCGACUAUAAAAUGGAUCACCAUUGAAAAAAAUAAAAUAAAUGUAUUCACCUUCUC